This is a messenger RNA of Prunus mume (Japanese apricot), 1557 nucleotides long. RefSeq names its product zinc finger CCCH domain-containing protein 48-like. Lineage: Eukaryota; Viridiplantae; Streptophyta; Magnoliopsida; Rosales; Rosaceae. Gene Ontology annotation, molecular function: protein binding; metal ion binding. The record is from RefSeq and is a predicted model, not a curated record.
CACACCAGUGUAGAAAGUAUUCAAUCGCUCUCUCCUUCUUUCCCUCUCUGUGAUCGCUCGCAAUCAGCCAAGAACAAGAACUUAAUCGCUUUAAAGUUCAAAGCUCUCAGCCAAUCAACUCCCUUCUAUCAGUAUGGCCACUAAGGAAGUGAGAAGGCCCACAAUGAGACCAGAAAGUUCAGUUUAUACUCGACCAGUAGGAGUAUCUUCAAAAACUGUUUGCGCCUAUUGGAUUGCUGGAAGGUGCACUAAGAAGUUCUGUAGAUUCUUGCACACAGGUGCACCAUCUUCACUGGCGAACCCUCACAUUUCAAAGCAGAAGGCUAUUCAGAAGGGCAAUGCAUACAAUGCUACUCAGAAAAGCAAUGUUGUUCAGAAGUCCCCAGAAAAGGUCUGCAAGUUUUGGGUAGUAGGAAACUGUGUUGAAGGUGAUCGAUGCCCGUAUUUGCAUACAUGGUUUCGUGGAGCUGGCUUCUCAAUGUUGGCGAAGCUCCAAGGGCACAAGAAGGCCGUCACUGGGAUUGCACUUCCUGAAACAUCUGACAAGCUUUAUUCAGCCGGUACAGAUGGAACAGCCAGAGUUUGGGACUGCCGUACUGGUCAAUGUGGCAGUGUGAUUAAUCUUGGUGGUGAAGCAGGUUCUUUAGUUAGUGAUGGCCCAUGGAUUUUUGUUGGUGUACCAAAUGUUGUUAAGGCGUGGAACAUUCAGACAAACGCUGAAUUCAACCUGAAUGGACCUGUUGGCCAAGUGCACGCCAUGGUGGUUGCUAAUGAAAUGCUUUUUGCCGGGGCACAGGAUGGUGUUAUAUUGGUGUGGAAAGGUUGUUCUGAAAGUAAUCCAUUUCAGCUGGCUGGAACUCUGAAAGGCCACACUCAAGCUGUGGUAUGUUUAACUGUUGGGCGCAGUAGGCUUUACUCAGGUUCUGUGGACCAAACAAUCAGGGUGUGGGACCUUGAUACUUUACAGUGUAUUAUGACACUAAAUGGGCAUUCUGAUGUGGUGAUGUCUCUUAUUUGCUGGGAUCAAUUCCUGCUCUCAUGCUCAUUGGACUGCACAAUAAAGGUGUGGGUUGCCACUGAAGGAGGCAACUUGGAAGUGACCUACACUCACAAUGAAGAACAUGGUGUUCUUGCACUUAGCGGAAUGCCAGAUGCAGAAGCUAAGCCAAUCUUGUUUUGCUCAUGCAAUGACGCUUCUGUUCGCCUAUAUGAACUGCCAUCAUUUACUGAGAGGGGCAGACUAUUUGGCAAACGAGAAGUUCGGGCAAUUCAGAUAGGGCCCGGGGGACUAUUUUUCAGUGGUGACACAAGUGGUCUCCUGUCUGUUUGGAAAUGGCUGGACCCUGACCUCAAGGAACUGUCUUCAUGACUCAUUUGUUCAGUUUGUAAGAGCCAUUACCGUGAUGGCGAGGAGGCAUGGAUGCUACAAUUGUAACCAGUUUGUAUGUAAACUUUGACAAUCCUUCAGUUAUUCAAACUAGUUUUGGUCAUUGCGGUGUGGAUUGAUUUGUUUGUACAGUAUAAUGUACAGUGAGAUUGUUAAAUCCAAAAGAUGAU